UUUAAAUUAGAAAUCCGUAAACUAAAAAUCUCAUCGUCGUCGUGGUCUUCUUUGUCAGCAGAGAGAAAGCUCUCCGGCGAUGAGUUUACACAAACUGAGACUCGCCGCGGCGGUUCCCUUAACCAUCUCCACAUUCUCUUCUCGCCUCUUCCUCAAGCCAUUUCCCAAUACCUUAACCCUAGGUUUGUUUUCCCGCCGUCUUCAACAACAUAAGCCUCUCUUAGUCAGAGCCUUCUCCGCUUCCGCCACCGUACAAGAUAUUCCGGCCACUCAGACCACCGUCUCCUCCGUAGCGAGGCCUCAGUGGAAGGCGUCGAUUGAUUUCAAAUGGAUAAGGGAUAAUAAGGAAGCAGUCGAAAUCAACAUCAAGAACAGGAACUCUAAUGCUAAUUUGGAUGUUGUGCUUGAGCUUUACGAGAACAUGGUCAAUCUCCAAAAGGAAGUUGAGAGGCUUCGUGAGGAAAGAAACAAUGUUGCAAAGAAGAUGAAAGGGAAGCUGGAGCCGUCUGAACGUGAGAGACUAGUAGAAGAAGGUAAAAGUCUCAAGGAAAGUCUUGUGUCUAUGGAAGAAGACCUCGUGAAGCUUAAAGAUGAGCUGCAACAUGUAGCACAGUCUAUACCCAAUAUGACUCACCCUGAUGUUCCUGUUGGAGGAGAGGAUUCAUCGGCAAUUAGAAAGGAGGUUGGUUGUCCACGUGAGUUUCAUUUUCAAAUCAAGGACCAUCUUCAGCUUGGGAAGGAUCUUGAUCUUAUUGAUUUUGACUCUGCUGCAGAGGUUAGUGGUUCAAAGUUUUUCUAUUUGAAGAAUGAAGCAGUUUUAUUGGAGAUGGCCCUUCUUAAUUGGACAUUAUCACAAGUCAUGAAGAAGGGUUAUACGCCCCUAACGACCCCUGAAAUCGUGAGAUCUUCUAUUGUUGAGAAAUGCGGUUUUCAACCUCGUGGAGAUAAUACUCAGGUUUAUUCUAUAGAUGGAACUGACCAAUGUCUCAUUGGUACCGCUGAAAUCCCCUUAGGAGGAAUCCACAUGGACUCUAUUCUUCUUGAAUCAGCAUUACCUUUAAAAUAUAUAGCAUUCUCUCAUUGCUUCCGUACUGAAGCGGGUGCAGCUGGUGCCGCCACCAAAGGUCUUUAUCGCGUUCAUCAGUUCAGCAAAGCAGAGAUGUUCGUCAUAUGCCGACCUGAAGAUAGUGAAUUCUUUCACCACGAACUCAUUCAGAUUGAAGAGGAUUUGUUCACCUCUCUAGGAUUGCACUUCAAAACACUGGAUAUGGCCACAGCGGAUUUAGGCGCUCCUGCUUACCGUAAGUUUGAUAUUGAAGCAUGGAUGCCUGGUUUUGGACGUUUUGGCGAGAUAUCAAGCGCAUCGAACUGCACAGAUUACCAAAGCCGGAGACUGGGAAUACGAUACCGCCCAUCUGAACCACUUCAGACGGGUCCUAAGAAAGGCAAAGCAAACCUUCCAGCUACUAAGUUUGUGCACACUCUAAACGCAACGGCGUGUGCGGUCCCGAGGAUGAUGGUGUGUUUGUUGGAGAAUAACCAGCAAGAAGAUGGAUCCGUGGUGAUCCCUGAGCCUCUUAGGCCUUUCAUGGGAGGCAUCGAACUCAUCAAACCGAAGCUCAAGUAGUUUUGAUGAUUAGCUCUUCGCAAUUUCUUACUGUUAUUCCUCUUGUACUUGAGGUUUGUUCAUCAUACAGUUCACAGGCACUGAGUUUUGUUGUGUUCUUUUUCAUUACAUGUAACUCAUAACACACCAUUUAUAUCAUUAUUUAACCGAUCUUAAAACUUCAAAA
Camelina sativa (false flax) is the source of this 1793-nucleotide messenger RNA. Its product is annotated as serine--tRNA ligase, chloroplastic/mitochondrial. Lineage: Eukaryota; Viridiplantae; Streptophyta; Magnoliopsida; Brassicales; Brassicaceae. Gene Ontology annotation, biological process: seryl-tRNA aminoacylation. Gene Ontology annotation, molecular function: serine-tRNA ligase activity; ATP binding. The record is from RefSeq and is a predicted model, not a curated record.